GGCGGUGUCGCCCGAGCGUCCGGGGUGUCCCUCUCCACGCAGCCCCGAGCGCCCGCGCGUGCCCCUCCCUUCUCGCGGACCUCGCGCUCCCGGCGCCCGGAGUGGCCCUUUAAAAGGCAGUGCCCCGUCCGGAGGGGCGGGCGGGGGCGCUGACCGCUGCCCGAGGCCCGGCCCCCGUCCCUCCCCCUCGCUCCGUCCCCGCGUCGCUCGCUCGCCCGCCGGCCGGCGCACGCUCCGCCCCCGCCAGUUGGCUCCGCGGUGUGGUGCGCGGCGUGGAGAGGGAGCCGGUCUGGACGCGCGGCGGGGCUGGGGGCUGGGGGCGCAGCGCGCGCAGCUUCCCCGAGCGAGAUCGGCGCCCGCCACCGGGCGAGGCCCGCGCCGCGAUGGCAGAGAUGGGCAGCAAGGGGGUGACGGCGGGAAAGAUCGCCAGCAACGUGCAAAAGAAGCUCACCCGCGCGCAGGAGAAGGUCCUCCAGAAGCUGGGGAAGGCGGAUGAGACAAAGGACGAGCAGUUUGAGCAGUGUGUCCAGAACUUCAACAAGCAGCUGACUGAGGGUACCCGGCUGCAGAAGGAUCUCCGGACUUACCUGGCCUCCGUCAAAGCCAUGCACGAGGCCUCCAAGAAGCUGAAUGAGUGUCUGCAGGAGGUGUACGAGCCCGACUGGCCUGGCAGGGAUGAGGCAAACAAGAUCGCAGAGAACAAUGACCUGCUGUGGAUGGAUUACCACCAGAAGCUGGUGGACCAGGCGCUGCUGACCAUGGACACGUACCUGGGCCAGUUCCCUGACAUCAAGUCACGCAUCGCCAAGCGGGGGCGCAAGCUGGUGGACUAUGACAGUGCCCGGCACCACUUCGAGUCCCUUCAAACCGCUAAAAAGAAGGAUGAAGCCAAAAUUGCCAAGCCUGUCUCGCUGCUUGAGAAAGCCGCCCCCCAGUGGUGCCAAGGCAAACUGCAGGCUCAUCUCGUAGCUCAAACUAACCUGCUCCGAAAUCAGGCCGAGGAGGAGCUCAUCAAAGCCCAGAAGGUGUUCGAGGAGAUGAACGUGGAUCUGCAGGAGGAGCUGCCUUCCCUGUGGAACAGCCGUGUAGGUUUCUAUGUCAACACAUUUCAGAGCAUUGCUGGUCUGGAGGAAAACUUCCACAAGGAGAUGAGUAAGCUCAACCAGAGCCUCAACGGCGUGCUGGUCAGCCUGGAGAAGCAGCAGGGGAGCGGCACCUUCGAGGUCAAGGCGCAGCCCAGAAAGAAAACUAAACUGUUCUCCCGGCUGCGGAGAAAGAAGAACAGUGAUGACGCCCCUGCAAAAGGAAACAAGAGCCCCUCGCCUCCGCCCGAUGGCUCCCCUGCCGCCACCCCCGAGAUCAGAGUCAACCACGAGCCAGAGCCUGCUGGCGGGGCUGCUGCUGGGGAUACCCUCCCCAGGUCCCCAUCUCAGCUGCGGAAAGGCCCGCCAGUCCCUCCGCCUCCCAAACACACCCCGUCCAAGGAGGUCAAGCAGGAGCAGAUCCUCAGCCUGUUUGAGGACACGUUUGUCCCUGAGAUCAGCGUGACCACCCCCUCCCAGUUUGAAGCCCCGGGGCCUUUUUCGGAGCAGGCCAGUCUGCUGGACCUGGACUUUGACCCCCUCCCGCCCGUGGCGAGCCCCGUGAAGGCACCCACGCCCUCUGGUCAGCCAAUUCCGUGGGACCUCUGGGAGCCCACAGAGGGUCCAGCUGGCAGCUUGCCUUCCGGGGAGCCCAGUGCUGCUGAGGGCACCUUUGCUGUGGCCUGGCCCAGCCAGACGGCCGAGCCGGGGACUGCCCAACCAGCAGAGGCCUCAGAGGUGGCGGGUGGGACCCAACCUGCGGCCGGAGCCCAGGAGCCCGGGGAGACAGCGGCAAGUGAAUCAGCUUCCAGCUCUCUUCCUGCUGUCGUCGUGGAGACCUUCCCAGCAGCUGUGAACGGCACCGUGGAGGGUGGCAGCGGGGCUGGGCGCUUGGACCUGCCCCCGGGGUUCAUGUUCAAGGUGCAGGCCCAGCACGACUACACGGCCACCGACACAGACGAGCUGCAGCUGAAAGCUGGCGACGUGGUGCUGGUGAUCCCCUUCCAGAACCCCGAAGAGCAGGAUGAAGGCUGGCUCAUGGGCGUGAAGGAGAGCGACUGGAACCAGCACAAGGAGCUGGAGAAGUGCCGUGGUGUCUUCCCUGAGAACUUCACCGAGCGAGUGCAGUGACGGAGUGGCCUCUGGCAUGUGAAGAACACCUCUUCCCGAAAAAUGUGUGGUUCUUUUAUUUUUAUUUUUUUCGUUGUUGUUUUUAAACUUUUGCAAAACAGAGGGAAAUCAAGAGGAGAGACCUACGAGGUGUUCUCCCAGAGAUUGGGUGGUUUUCCAAGGAGCCCGUCCCGCAAGUCGGUGGGAUUCACCGGUGUUCCCGAGCGGCUGUGACCCCUCGCUGAGCCCCGCGCCCUGCCCGUGCCGCGUGUGUGCGGGCCUCGGGGCGGGGCGGGGCGGGGCUGCCCAGCCACACGCUUGCCUGAAGCUUCGGCCGUGUCACGGGCAAGGGGCCUUUUUCUGGCAGCUGCUGUGGGUGGGCCCAGAGCCAGCCCAGCCCAGCCCGGCCCUGCAGACGGUCUGUGUGCUGUUUGAAAAUAAAUCUUAGUGUUCAAAACGAGACGAAACAAAAACUGA
Microcebus murinus (gray mouse lemur) is the source of this 2669-nucleotide messenger RNA. It is a transcript of the gene BIN1, whose product is annotated as bridging integrator 1. The record is from RefSeq and is a predicted model, not a curated record. Lineage: Eukaryota; Metazoa; Chordata; Mammalia; Primates; Cheirogaleidae. Gene Ontology annotation, molecular function: phospholipid binding; tau protein binding. Gene Ontology annotation, biological process: regulation of endocytosis. Gene Ontology annotation, cellular component: plasma membrane; synaptic vesicle; cytoplasm.